Messenger RNA from Miniopterus natalensis, 3551 nucleotides. It is a transcript of the gene CSNK2A1, whose product is annotated as casein kinase 2 alpha 1. Gene Ontology annotation, molecular function: protein serine/threonine kinase activity; ATP binding. Gene Ontology annotation, cellular component: nucleus; cytosol; protein kinase CK2 complex. Lineage: Eukaryota; Metazoa; Chordata; Mammalia; Chiroptera; Miniopteridae. The record is from RefSeq and is a predicted model, not a curated record. Gene Ontology annotation, biological process: peptidyl-threonine phosphorylation; regulation of cell cycle; peptidyl-serine phosphorylation.
GCCGUGUGUCUCCUCCUCCGCCGCCGCCAUAUUGUCUGUGUGAGGAGAGGGGAGAGCGGCUGCGAUAGCGGCCGCUUCCACCACAGUCUGAAGAAAACAGGUCUGAAACAAAGUCUUCACUCCACCCCCCAGCUGCUUCUGAACACGGUGACUGCCAGAUCUCCAAACAUCAAGUUCAGCUUUGUUCGCCAACCUGUCUGACAUGUCGGGACCCGUGCCAAGCAGGGCCAGAGUUUACACAGAUGUUAACACACACAGACCCCGAGAAUACUGGGAUUACGAGUCACAUGUGGUGGAAUGGGGAAAUCAAGAUGACUACCAGCUGGUUCGAAAAUUAGGCCGGGGUAAAUAUAGUGAAGUAUUUGAAGCCAUCAACAUCACAAAUAAUGAAAAAGUUGUUGUUAAAAUUCUCAAGCCAGUAAAGAAGAAGAAAAUCAAGCGUGAAAUAAAGAUUUUGGAGAAUUUGCGAGGCGGUCCCAACAUCAUCACACUGGCAGACAUUGUAAAAGACCCUGUGUCACGAACUCCCGCCUUGGUUUUUGAACACGUAAACAACACAGACUUCAAGCAAUUAUACCAGACGUUAACAGACUAUGACAUUCGGUUUUACAUGUAUGAGAUUCUGAAGGCCCUGGAUUAUUGUCAUAGCAUGGGAAUUAUGCACAGAGAUGUGAAGCCCCAUAAUGUCAUGAUUGAUCAUGAGCACAGAAAGCUACGGCUAAUAGACUGGGGUUUAGCUGAGUUUUACCAUCCUGGCCAAGAAUAUAAUGUCCGAGUUGCUUCUCGAUACUUCAAAGGUCCUGAGCUACUUGUAGACUAUCAGAUGUACGAUUAUAGUUUGGAUAUGUGGAGCUUGGGCUGUAUGCUGGCAAGUAUGAUUUUCCGGAAAGAGCCAUUUUUUCACGGACAUGACAAUUAUGAUCAGUUGGUGAGGAUAGCCAAGGUUCUGGGGACAGAAGAUUUAUAUGACUAUAUUGACAAAUACAACAUUGAAUUAGAUCCACGUUUCAAUGAUAUCUUGGGCAGACACUCCCGUAAGCGAUGGGAACGCUUUGUCCACAGUGAAAACCAGCACCUUGUCAGCCCUGAGGCCUUGGAUUUCCUGGACAAGCUGCUGCGAUAUGACCACCAGUCACGGCUCACUGCAAGAGAAGCCAUGGAACACCCCUAUUUCUACACUGUUGUGAAGGAUCAGGCUCGAAUGGGCUCAUCUAACAUGCCAGGAGGCAGUACGCCUGUUAGCAGCGCCAAUAUGAUGUCAGGGAUUUCUUCAGUGCCAACCCCUUCACCCCUCGGACCUCUGGCAGGCUCACCAGUGAUUGCUGCUGCCAACCCCCUCGGGAUGCCUGUUCCGGCUGCCACUGGGGCUCAGCAGUAAUGGCCCCUUCUGUCUUCUGAUGCCUGAGCAGAGGUGGGGGAGUCCACUCUCCUUGAUGCAGCUUGCGCCUGGUGGGAGGGGUGAAAUACUUAAGAAGCACCGUGUCUGAACCGUUGCUUGUGGAUUUAUAGUAGUUCAGUCAUAAAAAGAAAAAAAAUUAUAAUAGGCUGAUUUUCUUUUUUUCUUCUUUUUUUUUUUAACUCGAACUUUUCAUAACUCAGGGGAUUCCCUGAAAAAUUACCUGCAAGUGGAAUAUUUCACGGACAGAUUUUUUUUCUCCCCUUCCAAAUUCAGUUCAUUACUAAAGAACAAAGAUAAACCAGCCUCAAUUCCUGCUGCCGCAUCUGGAUGGAGUUUCUUCCCAUGCCCGCCAUUGCUCACCCACCAUCCCAUACUCGUGGUGGGGGGCGGUUUGUAGCUCAUGCUCUUUUCCAGAGAUUACAAAAAUGUAGCUUUUUCAAGAAAGGUGGGAGGGAAGGAGGGAGGACUCAACCUAUAAAAGCAGUGUCCUGCUAGUCAGUUAUAUCACUUUACUCCAGAAGUGCUUCAGUGGGGUUAUCUUGGUGAAUCUAGUGGGACUAUGUCUUAAUAGUUACAUUGAGAUGCUGAAAAAUCUAUCCAAAGUGCUGACAGGUCCUGAAAACUUCUGUUCAGUCUGAAUCAUGUCAUAUUGUCCUGACCCUAAAUCCAACUCACUUUAAAAGUUUGGUUUCAGUUUAGUUUAAAACUUCAAUAAUCUUUCCUUCCAGACUCCUUACCUUGGUCCUCUCCCCUUUCAUCUCCUAACAUACUCUAUAGCUGGUAGGAGGGGGAAGGCAAAAUCUUUUUCAAUUGUCUUUGACUUGGCCAUUUUGAAUUCAGUUAGUUACUGGGUAUAAUUUAUUGCUUUUUACAAAAGAAAAAAAACAUUGUCAAUAUAGGUUUCAUGCUAGCAACGCUUCAAGAGCUAACGGAAGAUGUGGCCACACUGUUUGAUUUUAAGCUUUCUACCUUCUUUUCCUCCUACCUUCCCGUUUCCUCACAUGCCAUACAGUGAGAAGACCUGCCCCUCACUCUUGUAAAUGUAACUGAGAGGUAGGAGCAGAGCCACUGUCUCCAGUGAAACUGAAAUGGUAGACCUGUAAUUGUGGGAAAACUAUAAACUCUCUUGUUACAGCCCUGCCACCCCUUGCUGUGUGUAUAUAUAUAAUACUUUGUCCUUCAUAUGUGAAAGAUCCAGUGUUGGAAUUCUUUGGUGUAAAUAAACGUUUGGUUUUAUUUAUCAAGGUUAGAUUUAAGUUCCCUGUGUAAAGGUCUUGCUGGGUGGGUGUCUCACGUUCACAUCUGAGGGGCCUGCAGCCCUGUACCAUGGAGGCUUCUUAAGGCCUUCAUUUUUUUACACCCCUCAUUGGAUCCAUGGUACUGGGCAGGGCAGAGAGGCCUUAAAAAAGCACCACAAGCCAAAGCGUCUCUGGGGAUUAAGGAUCCUUUGCCAUAAAACUCAUUUUGUGUCUCAGCAGUGCAGGGAUUGGGGAUGGAAAAAUCGCCAGUUUUUGUGUGUUUGUGUGUAAAGUGGAUUUUCCACUGUAAUCCAACCACCUAAGUUUAUCAGGUGCUUCACUGAGGAAGCCUAGUUUUUUAAGCACAAUAGCAAAACCAUCAGCUCUGUAUUGUCUCCUGUUAUUUCAUUACAGUAGCUGCUUGUGGGGACUAGGAAAAAUUCUUCCAACAUAUUUUAAGGCCUGAAGUCUUAGCUUCUUAUUCUCCUACCUUUAUAGAGUCAUAAGCCUUUCUCAUCUGGGCGCCUUAGAUAAAUGUAAUAAUUUGAGGAGUUUAAUUUAAUGAACUUAUCUAACUUUGUAACCCAUCUUGGCUCUAGAAACCUUAUCAAGGUGAUGGCUUUAGUAAGUAUAAUGGUGAGCUUUAGAGAAAGCUAAAGCCUCCUUUUAUAAUGCUUCUCAACCAUAGAGAAAACAUUCUGUGUGGCAGGGUGGUUUUCUUUCUUGUGGCCACUUAACAGUGGGUAUUUAUUGUUCUUGACCCUUUUAUGCCCUAGAAUGCUGUGGGGGUUACCAUUUUGAAUUUGUGCAGAAGCUAAAAGCACCGGAUGUGCCAGAGAUGCAAUUUGUGAUUACAUUUGCACUGGAUUGUGAUUUGAACAGGACACUUAUGACUAAUAAAUUCUUUCUUUUUA